CUCCUUCAAAGUGCACUGUCAUUCUUACAGAAAACUUCAUCUAAAAUGUCUCGAAGGUACGAUACAAGAACAACCAUCUUUUCRCCCGAAGGGCGCUUAUACCAGGUUGAAUAUGCUAUGGAAGCUAUUGGUCAUGCAGGGACAUGUCUAGGAAUAUUAGCCAAUGAUGGCAUUGUAUUGGCAGCUGAACGCCGUAACACUAAUAAACUCCUGGAUGAAGUGUUUAUUUCAGAGAAGAUUUACAAGCUUCAUGAGGAUAUGGCAUGCAGUGUUGCUGGUAUUACUUCUGAUGCUAAUGUACUGACCAAUGAGCUUCGUCUUAUUGCCCAAAGGUAUCAGCUUCAAUAUCAAGAACCAAUCCCCUGUGAACAGAUGGUCAGCUCCUUAUGUGAUAUCAAACAGGCCUACACACAGUUUGGAGGUUUACGUCCUUUUGGUGUUUCUAUUCUGUAUGUUGGUUGGGACAAACACUAUGGCUUUCAAUUGUAUCAAAGUGAUCCCAGUGGAAAUUACAGUGGAUGGAAAGCAACAUGUAUUGGCAAUAACAGUGUGGCUGCUGUGUCUAUGCUGAAGCAAGAGUACAAGGAGGAUGCCAUGGCUUUAAAAGAUGCCCUGCAGCUCUCUAUAAAGGUUUUAAGCAAGACUUUAGAUGUUACCAAAAUAACUCCAGACAAAGUUGAAAUUGCUACACUAACAAGAGACAAUGGAAAGACCUAUCUUAAGAUUCUAAACUCCAAAGAGGUUGAAAACCUGAUAGCAUUAAAUGAAGAAGAAACGAAGAAAGCAGAGGAGACUAAGAAAACAUCCAGUUAAAAAUAUUAUUUCUUGUAAUUUAUAGUAAAACGUCACAAUUUAUGUUCUGUAUGUUUCACUGCCAUUUCUAGGGACUUGUUGUGCAUACGCCAUACGGUGUAUAUUUCUAUCGUGCCAUUUACAUGUAAAUCCUAUUUCCAUAAGAGAAAAUCUAUGCAUUGAACAACUUAAUUCAUCAUUUAGUAUAACCAGCGCCAGAUACUGAAGUCAACUUUUAGUCUUUUUUGCCUAUCUGUAACAAAUGCAAUGCAAUUCACAAAAAAAAAACAUUGUUAGCAUGUUGAGAUCAAACUCUCUACUGCUACUUGACAGACUUGACAACAAGCCUGAUCAGCUAACCCAUUUUCAACCCAAUUCAAACCACCCGGGAGUAAGUUUCAUUGUUCGUUGUAUUUUCAUUUCACAGUCGAAUUCUUAACAACAAAGUAAGGUGGUAGUAUUGAGUGGUAGCAUGCAUAGCAACGUGUUAGGCAAUUAGCUCUUUGAGGCAAUCAGUCCAGACACAUUACAUUGGUAGCUUUUGACAGUAUUUUAAGUUCAUGUACAUCUUCAGUUAGCAUGUUACACCUGUAAAAACAUUUGUUGCAAAUGUAAGUUUAUCAGUUAAAGUGUAGACUAUCUUAUACCAUUACUGUAAACAAGACUUACAAUAAACUAUAGAACAGACGAUUUGGUA
Molecule: messenger RNA, 1489 nt
Organism: Exaiptasia diaphana
Lineage: Eukaryota; Metazoa; Cnidaria; Anthozoa; Actiniaria; Aiptasiidae
Product: proteasome subunit alpha type-4
Exons: 8
Coding region: 46-813 (255 amino acids)
Biological process (GO): ubiquitin-dependent protein catabolic process
Cellular component (GO): proteasome core complex, alpha-subunit complex; proteasome core complex; cytosol
Source: RefSeq, a predicted model, not a curated record